Molecule: messenger RNA, 1847 nt
Organism: Ipomoea triloba (trilobed morning glory)
Lineage: Eukaryota; Viridiplantae; Streptophyta; Magnoliopsida; Solanales; Convolvulaceae
Product: serine/threonine-protein phosphatase 6 regulatory ankyrin repeat subunit A-like
Exons: 3
Coding region: 1-1758 (585 amino acids)
Cellular component (GO): plasma membrane
Molecular function (GO): protein phosphatase regulator activity; protein phosphatase 1 binding
Source: RefSeq, a predicted model, not a curated record
AUGGGACUAGCUGUGGGCAUUGAUCUGAUGAAGCUGGCCUUAUACAAAGCAGCUGUGGAGGAUACACCAGAAAAUUAUUAUAAGGUUCUAGGGCAGCAAAGCAUGGCGGUGGAAGACGAUGGCCUCCAGGUUAUGCCAAAUGGGAACACUGUGCUGCAUGUUGCAGCGCUUCACGGCCGCCAACAUUUUGUGGAAAACAUACUACAAGGGAAAGAUAACAAUCAUGCAGCAGUCUUGUCUUUGUUAUUUGCUCAGAAUAAGAAAAAUGAAAGUGCCUUACAUUGUGCAGCGGAGAAUGGCCAUGCCAACAUAGUCUCUAUCCUCAUCAGUGCCACCAAGGAGUACAUGGAUGUUGAAUCUGGUGUGGGACUGAGGGAGAUGGUACAGAUGACAGAUAAUGUGAUGGACAUGGCCUUGCACAAGGCCGUGCGAAUGGGGCAUUUGGAAGUGGUGGAGAAGUUAUUAGUUGAAGAAGAUGAUGAAUUUGUGUAUCCUCCCAAUAAUGCUGGGGAGACACCCAUUUACAUAGCAGCAAGGCUAGGAUUCCGUGACUGUUUGCAGCAACUCCUGAACUCAUGUAAAAAUCCUACUUACAAUGGACCAUUGGGUCGAAAUGCUCUCCAUGCAACUGCAUCAUUAGUAUCUUCACAAGGAUGCACGGAAUUAAUAUUGAAGAAGGAGAUCUCCUUGUGCGACAUGACUGAUGAUUCAGGUUGGACACCGCUACAUUAUGCUAUUAAAAAUCAGUAUAAUGAAGUUGCCCGUAUGAUUCUUGCGGAAAAAUAUUGUUCAGCUUAUCAUCACGCAGGCAAAGAUGAUAUGUGGACCACAGUAUUUCACAUAGCAGCAAGGUAUGGCAACGUUGAAAUGAUGGAAUACAUAUCAAAUAGCUGCUUCCCAGAUUGUUGGAUGGUGCUUAAUAGCAAAUCCCAAAAUAUCCUUCACGAAGCAAUACUGGGACAUAGAUUGAAUGUGAUAGAAUAUGUUUUGAAGUAUUCCCAAGCAGACAACCUUAUUGAGGGGAAAGACGAGAAUGGCAACACGCCGUUGGCCUUGCUUUCUAUUUGUAGCUGCAACCCUUUGAAACGUGUUGCUAUGCAGGGUGUUAUGUGGAAGCAUUUGGUCUUUAAUAAACAACACCAAACUCCAUUUGUCAUGGCCUCCCAAAACAGAAAGUGGGCAUUUUCUAAGUAUUUCUUCGGUUGGAAACUUCUAAGAAGGGGUGGUAAAAUUGGUUGUCAGAGUGGACUUACAGAAAAUAAGAUAGAAAGGAAAGAAUGUGUUGGUACAGAAAAAGAUAUUGAUUUUAUGGUAGAAACAGGUCGAACAAACAUAAUUGCGGCUUCAUUGAUAUUAACCACGACCUUUACCGCCGGUUUAACGGCCCCAGGAGGAUACAACAGCAGUACUGGAAAAACACAAGGGACGUCGAUAUUAUUACACUGUUUUUAUUUUCAGACGUUUGUUAUUUUUGAUUUUAUUGCUUUUAGUUGCUCUAUUAUGUCCAUAUUUCUUCAUAUUAUGAUGAUUGCAGAAGCCUCGUCUACGAAGAACUUCAAGUUUGUCAAAAAAUAUUUUGCAUUGAGCCAAUUUUUGGUCGUGUACGCUGCCCUGUUUGCUAUAGGUGCAUUCAUGUUUGGGAUGGCUGCCACCUUAGCACCUUUACAUUCUCUCACUACUGUUGUUCAGUACUUAGGCGUUUGUAGCGCUAUUGGCUUCGGGUAUGUCAUGUCACAAAUAUUUUUUGUUUCUUUUUAGAUAUAGAGUCUAUUAACACAAAACAAGUUAAUCAUAAAUUUUAUUAUGAAUUUGGUCUUGUUAUAAGCAUUAUUGUACAAGUAUUUGAA